Molecule: messenger RNA, 609 nt
Organism: Emericellopsis cladophorae
Lineage: Eukaryota; Fungi; Ascomycota; Sordariomycetes; Hypocreales; Bionectriaceae
Product: Isochorismatase family
Exons: 4
Coding region: 1-609 (202 amino acids)
Source: RefSeq, a predicted model, not a curated record
AUGGCGACCAACUCUGGCAACGCGCAUCAGUUGCGUCUCAAAAACCCGACCAUCUUCAUCUGCGACAUGCAAGAAAAGUUCCAGGCCGCCAUUCACGAAUUUGACAAGAUCGUCCUCACCACACAGAAACUCCUCGCCUUCUCCAAGGCCUUCUCCGUCCCCGUCACAACGACCACCCAGACGGCGGCCAAGCUCGGUCCCACCAUCUCUGCCCUGGCCGAGCAGCUCCCGAGCGCGCCGCACGACAAGACAAAGUUCUCCAUGGCCAUACCCAGCGUGCUCGACUCCUUGCCCGCCGAGUCGAGCAUCGCCCUCGUCGGCAUCGAGAGUCACAUCUGCAUCACGCAGACGGCCCUGGAUCUGCGCGACCUGGGUCACAGAGUCUAUGUCAUUGCCGACGCCGUGAGCAGCUGCAACAAGGGCGAGGUCGUCGUUGCGCUCGACAGGCUGCGGGCGGAGAGGGGCGUUACCGUCACGACCAGCGAGAGCUGGAUGUACGAGUGUGUGGGCGAUGCGUCCCACGCUGGCUUCAAGGGGCUCAUUGGCGUCGUCAAGGGGGCGGCUGCUGAUACGCGCACUGCUCUUGGGGCGCUGCCCCCCAAGAUCUAG